Molecule: messenger RNA, 918 nt
Organism: Colletotrichum navitas
Lineage: Eukaryota; Fungi; Ascomycota; Sordariomycetes; Glomerellales; Glomerellaceae
Exons: 1
Coding region: 346-858 (170 amino acids)
Source: RefSeq, a predicted model, not a curated record
CACCUCUCUGCGUUUCUGAUGCUGCUUGUGGUUAGUAAGCAUUCUUACACAACCACCAGGUAAAGAAUCCAGACAGCACAUCCAAGUUACAUAAUCAGCUGACAAUAGUCACCUGACACACGGAACGUACUUCUCCCACCCUCCUCCUUCCUUCUGCCACAUCCUUUUCUCUUAUUCACUUCAACAUGCAGCAAAGAAAAAAGAAAACAAACAAACAAAAAAAGAAGAAGAAGAAAAAAACAGACAAACCAUCAACCCUUUCUCUGCCGAUUGGAACUCUUCUCCCCAUCAUCUAUUCCCUCUGAGAAGAUAUUCUUUUCCCAUCGCCGUCAUUGAAGCGUCAACAUGGGCGAAGAAGUAUCCACCAAAGAGCUUGCGGCCUCCGUCUUCAGCCAGUCACGCCUCAUGUCCACUCGUCUGUCUGUCCGAGAAGGACAGGAAAGCAACAAAUUGUUCUUGCAUCAGUUGGACAAGGAUGACGACAACGACGACAACGACGACAACGACAACAACAGCCUUUACUCUGACACUGACGAGCUUUUUCAACAGCUGAAGCACACCUUCCCGACCGAGAAUGACUCUGUCAUGACUGUACGCUGCUGGAUCGCCUCUCUCAUGUCACGCCGCGGCCUGUGCCCUGGUCCAAAGUUUAUGCUCCCGUGGACCGGCCGCGAGUUGCACCACCCAUCACUGGACUUUGCCUACGUAGUCAAGGUAUUCAAGUUCUACGGCGUGGACGACGUGAGCGUCAAGUUCCUUGUCAAGGAUCUUGUAAAGUGCCGCGAGGUAACAGCUUGCCCCCUCCCCCUCCUUUUGCUCCCUCCCUCCCAUUCAUUCCCUUAUUCCUUCCUUGCCUGAUCAGACAAGUCGUUUGUUUUCUGACAGCCGUGGCACGGCAGGAGUAUCAGCGUCGACGCC